Notothenia coriiceps (black rockcod) is the source of this 374-nucleotide messenger RNA. Its product is annotated as calcium/calmodulin-dependent protein kinase type II subunit delta-like. Gene Ontology annotation, molecular function: calmodulin binding; calcium/calmodulin-dependent protein kinase activity. Lineage: Eukaryota; Metazoa; Chordata; Actinopteri; Perciformes; Nototheniidae. The annotation marks the transcript as partial. The transcript has 5 exons. The record is from RefSeq and is a predicted model, not a curated record. Gene Ontology annotation, biological process: protein phosphorylation.
UCUUGUCCGUCUGUCUACCUGUCUGUCACUCUGUCACUCAGAUCAACAACAAGGCCAAUGUGGUCACCAGCCCCAAAGAGCCCGCCCCCACUCCUUCUCUGGAGCCUCAAACUACUGUUAUCCACAACCCGGCUGAUGGAAACAAGGAGUCCAGUGAGAGCGCCAACACCACCAUCGAGGACGAGGAUGUGAGAGCUCGUAAGCAGGAGAUCAUUAAAGUCACCGAGCAGCUGAUCGAGGCCAUCAACAAUGGAGACCUGGAAACAUACACGAAGAUCUGUGAUCCGGGGCUCACUUCCUUUGAGCCCGAGGCCCUGGGAAACCUGGUGGAGGGAACCGACUUCCACCGCUUCUACUUUGAGAACGGUAAAUAA